AUGGAUGUCCAGUAUUGUGUAUUUACAAGAAAUAUAUUGCAUGUGAUGAAUUGAUCUCUUUAUGGCCUGGGCACAAUACAGUGAAGCAUGAAUUGCCCAUUGGCGCAGUGGUAUCCGUCUUCCUCCUGUUAGGGAUGAACCAACACUUGUUGCAGACCUCAGUUCAGUGGAAGAGAUGGUCCAUGCAACAUCAUGUUGUAUAGGAUGAUUUGGCUAACAUUUUUCAUUUUGACGUUUCUUGCCGUUCCCGGAGAUUCGACUCCUUGCUCCAAGUACCAGAUCUCCUACAACAGCUCCUGCUAUGAAUUUGCUCGCCUUGAACGCACUUUCCACAGUGCUCAGUCCUGGUGUGAAAGAGGAGGGGGACAUCUGGUCUUUAUUCGUGAUCAGGGGACUCAAGACUUUCUAGGACAACAUCUAUCGGAAGAUGCAAAUUGGUGGAUGGGGAUUGUAUACAACCUUCAACCUAAGAGUGAUUCAGGAACUUUGACCUGGCUGGAUACAUCUAAUGUAAGCUAUGAUAACUGGGAAAGUAAGGAAGCCUCUGUCACUGGUGGAAAGUGUGGCUACCUGAAGAAGCAGUCUGGCUACCAGUGGGCAACAACUGACAACUGCAGCCAGGAUUUCUUUUUUAUUUGUGAAUUUGAAUCUGGCUUUACCAUAGCCUGUGAUAACCAGAAUGCUACAGUACAGUGUGGAUCCGGAGAAGUGGUACAGAUUAAUGAGAGUUUCUAUGGACGCCAGAGCCCCCAUCUCUGUGCCCAGGAGACUGCUGCCCCCUCCACAACUGGCUGCAAGUGGAACAACGUGAAGGAGCAAGUUUCAGGUCAAUGCCAGGGGCUCCAGGCUUGUCAGAUUGCUACUGAAGCUUCUCUCUUUGGUGAGCCAUGCCCUGUGUCGGGAAGUUACCUGUCUAUCAGAUACGGCUGCAUGGAAGGUCUGCAGCUUGAAUUGCCAGAUAGAUGUCUGGUGUCUGAAAAUAUCACAAUCACUGUGAAUUGGCUCCUAACUCCCUUCACUGGAAAUCUCUCCUGCAUUAUAAACACUGGAGACGGAUACUCUAUUGAUCCCUAUCAGCCUGAGAAUGUCUCUAGCAGUAUAAUACACAGUUACUCUUCCCCUGGAGACUUUGCUGUUUUUGUGGAGUGUUCCACCAGUGAAUGGCAUGUGACAGCACAGGGAAACGUUAUAGUGGAAGAAGCCAGUGGCAGCCUAAGGGUCAGUGGCUGUUUCAGCCAGCAUGAGUACAAAGAUGGGAUCUGUGUGGCUGUGUAUGGGGAGGCCAUGUGGAUCCAAAUAGAGCUGAAUACAGGCACCAAUAUGAAUGUCUCUCUGCUAGCAGACAAUAGAACUUUGGCGGAGUCCAGUGUACAGACUGGAGACCCAGCAUAUAAUCUGACCCUGGAAAUAGCAUCCCAGCACCUCAUUGGUCCAGGAUUCCAUCACCUGCAAAUAGUGGCAUCCAGUGAUCGCACCUCUCUGAGACUCAAUACCAGUAUCAUUGUCCAACUCAUUGAAGCAGUAUCUGGCUUGCAAGGACAGCUGUCCACCACCAGACUGCAAGCAGGUAAAGAAUUGCAGAUACAUGUAUCUGUGUCUCGUGGAGCACCAAUGGAACUAAAGAUUGAAUUCAAAGGAUCUAAUGGAACCUUCAGCCACUCCAGAGAAAGCCCAACAGGACAGACACAGAUAUCCAAUAUCUCUCUCAAUGUGGAAGGUACAUAUACGGUUACAAUCAUAGCUGAAAAUUUAGUUUCUAAUGCAAGUUUGGAAAUUGGACACAUUACUGUAAUAACCAACUCUACUAUACAUGAAGGGACACAUAGAGAAAAGGAGACCAAGGAAUUCAUUAAAAAGAAUUGGGCAAUGCAAAUAGAGCCCCGCAGACAUGUCAACCCAUUUUCCAAUAUUAGUUUGCAAGUAUGGAGCAACAUUACUGAUAAUAUCACCUGGUCGUGUGGAUCUUGCUGGUCGGGAUGGUUUGCAUGUUUAAAACUGAAUAUAAUUGACCCCACCUCAAAUAAGAUUGUGAUUCCUGCUGCCUGCCUGCCACCCCCUAAUGCCGCGUUCACUGUCCAAGCUGCUGUAGUUCUCAGUGAUGGGGAGACAGUGCAGGAUGAACAAUGCUUCUAUGUGACCGCCAAGAACCAACUUCGACCCACAAUCAGCUGUCUGAGUAACUGCAAGAAUGUUAACCUUUCUGAGGCCAUGGUGCUCUAUGCUUCCUGUGAAAACUGCAAUGCAGUUACAUAUACCUGGUACAUUCAGGAUAACUUCAAUAAGUCUGUGUCCCUUCCUCCUGUGUGCAGUCUGCGUGAUUUUAGGCCGAGCUCUCUGGUUUUGUUACAAAGUGACACAUCCACACUUGUAUUAAACAGCACCUUUCUACAGAGCCAAUCCCAAGGGGCUUUCAGAAUAAAGCUGAUAGCCAGAUCCACCCAGGAAUAUGGUGAAGAAGUGAAAGUGGUCAGCACCUUGCCUCCACCAGAGGUGCCAAGCUGCAGUGUCUAUCCAGAAGAAGGUUCUGUACUGACCAGUUUCCGGAUCUCCUGCCUUCCUCCUUGUGCUCAAACUGAGUCUUGUUCUAGAGAUGAUCGUAUAUUCCUUACUUAUUGUUUUUACCCCAAGCCAAAAUCGCAGCUGUACUGCGGCCCAAAUGGAGAACUCCCUUCUGUGUAUUUACCACUCGGAGAAGAAGAAAAUGACUUUGUUCUAAAUAUCACUGUUACUGUCAGCAACAACUUUGGUGAAGUUGUCGGCUCCACCGUCAAUGUUAAGGUUACAUAUGGAAACAGUGACCCUGAGAGUCUAACAUCGUUCCUUUCUGAUAGGUCAGCCAGCAUUUUAAAGGAUGGGAGUAAAAGUCGAUCACUAAUACAGCUGUACAAGUCAGUGUCUUCUGUCUUGAAUCAGGAAGUUCCUGGAGACAAUGGUGAUAGAUCACUAAACAAAGACAACAAAAAAGAGCUGCGAGAAGUAAUGUUAACGGCGCUCUCUACUGUUAAUGUCACGUCACUACACACAGCUCUGGAGAUGUCCGAGGUGCUGAAAGACAUUACGGUGAAAAGUGAAGAACUGUCUUCCUCAGCUCAGGUGGAAGCCAUGUCUGUACUGAGGGAUGUCAGCCAAUCCCUAUUAACAAUAAGUGAUGAACAAGACCAUGCAAAGGAAACAGCAGCAACGUAUCUGUUUAGUGCUAUGAGUAAUGUGCUGGAAGCUACUGCAAAAAAUGACAGUGACCCCAUAAGCAAGAGUGCAAUCUCACAGACAUUACUGAGUGCAGUGGAGAACCUGCAGAGUGCUUUACUUAUAGGAAAACUUCCCGACAAUGAGCCUACAGUACUGGUGGCUCCAUCCGCUACCAUGUAUAUAAACAGGCUACAGUCAGACCAGGUGGGAAGUGCCUCUGUGAAUGUCCACAAUGUCAACACAGCAGCAUUUAAACUCCCCUCCAUCACAUCUAUGAAUGUUCCCCUAGACAGAGAUGAGGCGUUGGAUCUUCGGAUGGUGAGCUUUUUAGUGAACCCGUUUUCCUCAAGGAACACAUUUGAAAUUACUGGUUCUGUAGGAGGUCUGAGCCUUUCUAGCACCAAUGGAUCCAUCAUCUCUGUAAAGAAUCUCACAGAAUAUAUAGAGAUAAUGUUACCCCGGGAUUCCACAGAUAACGAUGUAAAAAGCAUUUUCUAUUUGGCUAACUUAACAUCUGUUCUGGUAAAUGUGACAUCAGCCAGUCUUCCUCUUGUGAUUUAUGUGGAACCCAGUCAGCAAAUACCUCUGGUGCUGUACCUGGGGUAUGAGUACCAUCCUAAUGAAACAAACUAUGACAUCAAUUUCCAUCUGCCCAAUGGAAAAUACCCUGGAGAAAAGGUCUAUUCCUGGGUUAUAAAUCCAGAAGAGCUGUUCGGGGAAGGGACAUAUUACUUGGCAUUGAAACCAGAUGUAGAGGAUGACAUAUUUAAUGGAGAUUACAUAUCUGUGUCAGUCACGUGUUUCACCUCCCAGUGUGUAUUUUGGGAUGAGAUCAACCAGAGCUGGAACAACACUGGAUGCCAUGUUGGACCCAAGACAUCACUACAUAGUACCCAGUGUCUUUGCACUCACUUAACAUUUUUUGGCAGCUCAUUUAUUGUUAUGCCCAACGUUAUUGAUGUAAGCAGGACAGUUGAACUCUUUGCAACGUUUGUGGACAAUCCUGUGGUGGUAACCACCGUUGGCUGCAUUGCUGUUAUUUAUAUUUUGGUGAUGAUUUGGGCCAGGAGAAAAGAUAUCCAGGAUAAUGCCAAGGUGAAGGUUAUAGCUCUUGAAGAUAAUGAUCCAUUUGCCGAGUAUCGAUACCUAGUCACGGUUUUUACUGGUCACCGUCGAGGUGCUGCUACAAGUUCCAGGGUAACUAUGACACUGUACGGUUCUGAUGGAGAGAGUGAGCCUCACCACCUGUAUGAUGCAGAUGGAGCUGUGUAUGAACGCGGAGGGUCUGAUAUCUUUCUGCUCACAACUCUGUUUCCACUAGGGGAGGUGCAGAGCAUUCGACUUUGGCAUGACAACUCUGGAGACAAGCCCUCAUGGUAUGUGAACAGGGUCUUGGUACAUGACUUAGAAAUGGACCGAAAGUGGUAUUUCCUCUGUAACUCAUGGCUUUCUGUUGAGGUUGGGGACUGUGUAUUGGAUAAAGUGUUCAGUGUGGCCACAGAAGAGGAUAUGAAACAAUUCAGCAAUCUGUUCUUCAUGAAAACAUCUAAAGGGUUCCGUGAUGGCCAUAUCUGGUACUCUGUUUUUAACCGCUCUCCCAGAAGCCCUUUCACCAGGGUGCAGAGAGUGUCUUGCUGCUUCUCCCUGCUGCUGUGCACCAUGCUGACCAGCAUUAUGUUUUGGGGGGUGCCCACCGACCCAGCUGAGCAGAAGAUGGACUUGGGUAAGAUUGAGUUCACCUGGCAGGAGGUCAUGAUCGGAUUUGAGAGCUCCCUGCUGAUGUUCCCCAUCAACCUCCUAAUUGUUCAGAUCUUCAGACACAUCCGACCUAAACAGACAAAGGAAUCGGAAAAGAAAGAAAAAGACUGUACUUCUGAUACUGCCAUGGGGUCUUCAUCUUCACCACUUGUCUCUAUCUCAACUCUCACUACAGAGGCUGUUUUAAAGGACAUCAGGAGAAUUGCCAGCUCAUUGUUUAAAGCCCAGAAGGCUCCAUUGCCAGAAAUGAACUUUGGGAAUUCAACUGAUAUCAAUAGACUUCUGUCUCUGGUUGAAGACAUCAUCCUCAAGCAAAACAGAGUUACCCAGGAAUUUUAUGAUGAUAGUAAGAAGAAGGAGAGGUCCCUGAACCUCAGUUUGGGCUCUGUAGACUUGAAUGAAGACAUAAGAAGUCCUACUCCAGUGAAAGGACUGUGUGAGAAGAUGCCUCGUGGAGAACAGAACCGCUAUCUUUAUCUACAACUGCAGCAUGUGGAGAGGAGGCUGGAACUUCUAGGACCUCAUCAAUUCCAAAACUCUCAAAGUUACAUCCAAGCCGUGUCACAAGUCCAGCAUAUGAAGGAGAUUUUGGAGAAUCAGCUUUAUGCAUCUGGUUCUGCUAGUGACAUGUGCUCAUCUACAGCCAGUCUGUCUGAGGAUAAAAAGAAGAACUCAGCCAAGGGACUGCCUUGGUGGUUUGUAUUCAUCGGUUGGUUCCUGGUGGCAGCGACCAGUGGCGUAUCGGGCUUCUUCACAAUGUUGUAUGGUCUGCAUUAUGGGAAGGACAGCUCCAUCAAGUGGCUGAUCUCAAUGGCAAUCUCAUUCUUUGAGAGCCUCUUUAUUACACAACCUUUAAAGGUUCUGGGAUUUGCUGCAUUUUUUGCUCUAGUUCUUAAGAAAGUAGAACCAGAAGAUGAAGAAGACACUGCUCUCAAUGGAAAACUUUCUACACCAGGUGAUUCAAAAGUUUUGCUGGAAUCUCGCAGAGACAGCAACAUUUACCAGCCUCCCCCUCCUAGCGAUGUCUCAAAGAUGAAGGAUAAUUGUAUUAAAGAGCAAAAAGUAUUUGCAUUAAUAAGAGAAAUACUAGCCUACCUAGGAUUCCUGUGGAUGCUUCUACUAGUGGCAUAUGGACAGAGAGAUCCAAAUUCAUACUACCUUAAUAAGCACAUAGAGGGCAGUUUUACAGAUGGAAUGGGGAAAGUCUGCAGCUACCAAGAUUUCUUUAACUGGGCUAACACUACCCUUAUCAAUAACCUCUAUGGAACCCAUCCAGGCUUUGUGACGGAUGGUAACUCCAAGUUGGUUGGCAGCGCAAGGUUUCGCCAGUUGCGAGUCAAGAAGGACUCUUGCCCAAUAGCUACUGUCCUCCAGAAUACGAUUAAUGAAUGUCGGGCACCUUAUUCCCUGGAUACUGAGGAUAUGGAACAUUAUGGUGAAGGCUGGAAUUCCUCUGCAUUCACCAAUGCAACCAACACUGAUUCUGCCUGGUACUACAAGAGCCAGUCCAAGCUUAGAGGCCACCCUACCUGGGGUCGACUGGCAACAUACCGCGGAGGGGGUUAUGUGGUACAUUUAGGAAGCGAUAGAACUACUGCACGCAGGAUUCUGCGAAACCUUUUCAACAAUGUCUGGUUGGACGAUUUCACUAGGGCUCUUUUUGUAGAAUUUACGAUUUAUAAUGCCAAUGUCAACCUCUUCUGCAUUGUCCGGGUAAUGUUUGAGACCAACGCAUUAGGUACCUUCAUGACUCACGCUGAUCUUCAAAGUGUCAGGCUGUAUCCCUACACAGAUGGCUUACAUAUAUUUGUUGUGGCAGCGGAAGUGAUUUAUUUCCUCUUUGUUAUAUACUACAUGGUGGUGCAGGGAAAACUCAUGAAAACUCUUAAAUGGGGGUAUUUCCGCAGUAAGUGGAACCUGCUGGAGUUGGCUCUGAUUUUAAUAAGCUGGAGUGCCCUUUCUGUGUUUGUAAAGAGGACCAUUCUUGGAAACAAGGACAUCAAUUACUACCAGAAUCACAAGGAUGAGUUUGUAAGUUUUAAUGAAACGGCCACUGCAGAUGCAGCCCUGGGUUACCUUAUAGCUUUCCUUGUUCUCCUAUCAACCAUCAAGCUGUGGCAUCUGAUGAGAUUGAACCCAAAACUAAACAUGAUCACAGCAACUCUGCGCAGAGCCUGGGGUGACAUUUCUGGAUUUAUCACCGUCAUCCUAAUUAUGUUCCUAGCCUAUUCCAUUGCUUGUAAUCUGAUAUUCGGAUGGAAGCUCGACUCAUAUAAAACUGUGUUGGAUUCAGCAAAGACUAUGGUCAGCCUUCAGCUGGGGAUUUUCAACUAUGAGGAGGUGUUGGAUUAUAACCCUGUGCUAGGCUCGUUUGUCGUUGGAUCAUGCAUUAUUUUCAUGACUUUUGUGGUGCUGAAUCUCUUCAUAUCGGUUAUCUUGGUUGCAUUCAGUGAGGAGCAGAAGAAUCACCAGGCAUCAGAAGAGGAAGAAAUUGUGGAUCUCAUGCUCAUGAAAAUUUUUAGUUUUUUUGGUUUGAAGCACAAGAAGAUGUGAACGGCGGAGUGUGUCCCUGAUGCAGGCUUGGAGUCUAACACUAUGAUCUGAUCAUAACCAUUGCAAUCUAAUUGUGCAAUCUCCAUUCCAUAUGCCAACAAUUAUGUAGUGAUGAAUGCUUUUUACAGUACUUGACGACGCACUAGAUAACAGUAUUAAAGGAGGAGCUACACUCCACCUAACUCCACCCACCUACUCAUAAAUAAAAAUCCCUAAUUAAAAAAAAA
Messenger RNA from Rana temporaria (common frog), 7727 nucleotides. It is a transcript of the gene PKD1L2, whose product is annotated as polycystin 1 like 2. The record is from RefSeq and is a predicted model, not a curated record. Gene Ontology annotation, biological process: detection of mechanical stimulus. NCBI's taxonomy places the organism in Eukaryota, Metazoa, Chordata, Amphibia, Anura, Ranidae. The transcript has 43 exons. Gene Ontology annotation, cellular component: membrane. Gene Ontology annotation, molecular function: calcium ion binding; calcium channel activity; carbohydrate binding. The coding region runs from base 193 to 7500 and encodes 2435 amino acids.